AUGGAAGCUUUUCCUAGAGACAUCAACGCGCCCCAGGUGUCAAAUGUGAAUCUUUCGCAGAACUUGAGCCUAUCUAGCUCUCCUUCCACAGCAUUUCCGUCGCAGUCGUCAAGUCUUGGAGGCUCGUCUUUUAUAGGCCGAACAGUUCCCUUGCCCAAUGCAAAGCACUUGAAACCCUUCGCUACCGAGGAUAUUAAAGUCCUUCUUCUAGAAAAUGUGAAUCAAACUGGUCGAGAUAUUCUUGUAAAGCAAGGCUACCAAGUGGAGUUUCUAAAAUCUUCCUUACCUGAGGAUCAACUUAUAGAGAAAAUCCGAGACGUGCAUGUCAUUGGUAUUCGUUCAAAAACGAAACUCACGGCCCGUGUCUUAAAAGAAGCCCGGAACCUAAUAGUUGUUGGCUGUUUUUGUAUUGGAACAAAUCAAGUUGAUCUCCAAUAUGCUGCAGAACACGGCAUUGCAGUCUUCAAUUCUCCGUUCAGUAAUUCUCGUAGCGUUGCUGAGCUAGUUAUAGCCGAGAUUAUUGCUCUUGCUCGCCAGCUUUGUGACCGUUCCAACGAAAUGCAUCAGGGUACCUGGAACAAAGUGAGCAAUAAAUGCUGGGAAAUACGGGGGAAGACUUUGGGAAUAAUUGGAUAUGGCCAUAUCGGUGCACAGCUAUCAGUUCUAGCUGAAGCUAUGGGCAUGUCAGUACUCUUUUAUGAUGUGGUGAAUUUGAUGGCCCUGGGCACUGCUUGCCAAGUGCCGACCUUGGAGAGUCUGUUGUCACAGUCAGAUUUCAUCACAUGCCAUGUACCCGAACUUCCAGAAACCAAAAAUAUGAUAGGGCAGCGCCAGUUCGAGCAAAUGAAGAACGGUAGCUAUUUGAUAAAUGCGAGCCGUGGGAGUGUUGUGGAUAUCCCAGCCUUAAUUCAUGCAGUACGUACUGGGAAGGUUGCUGGUGCUGCGCUUGAUGUUUACCCGAACGAACCGGCUGGCAACGGUGACUAUUUCAAUGUUGACUUGAACCAUUGGGGAACCGAUCUGUGUAACCUCAAGAAUGUGAUUCUCACACCACAUAUCGGAGGUAGUACCGAAGAAGCGCAACGUGCCAUCGGUGUUGAGGUAGGAGAGGCAUUGGUGAGAUAUGUUAAUGAAGGCACAACCUUGGGUGCUGUCAACCUUCCUGAAGUUACUCUUCGCUCCUUGACCAUGGAUGAACCAAAUCAUGCCCGGGUGAUCUAUAUCCACCAAAAUGUUCCGGGAGUUUUGCGAAAAGUGAAUGAGGUCCUCGGAGAUCACAACGUUGAUAAGCAAAUGACUGAUAGCAGAGGCGAUGUCGCCUAUCUUAUGGCUGAUAUUAGUAGUGUCGACAACUCGACUAUUAAAGAUUUAUAUGAAAGACUCGAGAGUCUUUCUUCUCGAAUAAUGACGCGGAUAUUAUACUGA
Molecule: messenger RNA, 1425 nt
Organism: Aspergillus tanneri
Lineage: Eukaryota; Fungi; Ascomycota; Eurotiomycetes; Eurotiales; Aspergillaceae
Gene: SER3
Product: D-3-phosphoglycerate dehydrogenase
Exons: 7
Coding region: 1-1425 (474 amino acids)
Molecular function (GO): oxidoreductase activity, acting on the CH-OH group of donors, NAD or NADP as acceptor; NAD binding
Source: RefSeq, a predicted model, not a curated record